This is a messenger RNA of Cladocopium goreaui, 1860 nucleotides long. Lineage: Eukaryota; Dinophyceae; Suessiales; Symbiodiniaceae. The record is from the annotation of a GenBank genome assembly.
AUGAUGGCCAGAAACCUUUGCAAUAACCAUCACACUCAUGUAGGAUCUGAUGAGCAUGCCAUGGCAUAUCAUGCAGAUGGAGAAGAAGAAAACCUGGAGAGACCAGCCAAAAGAAUCCGCAGUGAUCAGAGCCGUUUCAAAAGACGUAGAAUCUCUCAGGUUCCCCCAGUUGAUACGAACAAAGUUGCAGUGCUUGACAUUCCAAUUUCUGGCCAUGAAUCUGUGGAUCCGAAUCCUGAGACAAACGUCUCUGGACCCAUAGCUCCUGUGCCUUCCAGGUCCGAACCAUGGAAGAAUGUCCUGGAUGCUGCCAGAUCUUUGCCAAACUCCGAAUCUGUGCCAAUGAAUGUUCGUGACCUUAGUCUUGGUGACAAUGGCCCGACCGACGAGCCAGAAUCUGCAGUGCGGGCCGUGGUGGGAGGGUUUGUGGACUUCGCUGUAGGAUCGGCGAUGAGCUGCUGCGAUGAUCAAUUCUCCUUGUGCUUCUCUGGCAACGAGUCUCGCACUGUAGAGGUGCAGCGUGUUGACACCGAGCUUGGCUGGUGGCAGCAGGUGGCGGCUUUCAAGAACGAUCCCAUUUCCAAGGAAUUGCCAGAGCCGCCAUGGUAUUUGCGUUUGUACGAGGUCACAGCCCAAGUUGUGUUUCAUCAUGGCAACUUCAUAGGUCUCUUUUCAGCUCACAUCUCCGUGAUGGUUUUCGUGACGGUCUCUGCGGGCUACACGGCAGCCGCGGCUUUGGCCGGGGCUGCCACCGUGCUAGAGAUGACAAAGGCUGGUCGAUCAGCGAUGGAGAUCUUGGGCUGGCGCAGACCCGAGCGAACCAUGCUGAGCGCGGCAGAGAAAACCUUUAAUUGUCAUCUAUGGAUUGGUUUCACCUGGCGUCCCUGCGUACUGGGGAUGGCUGGCGAUUUGUUGGUGCUCAGCGGUCGCUUUGUGGAGGAAGCGAGGUUGAUGGAAUCAGCGCAUGUGUCCGUGCAGGACUUCUAUGCCUCAGUGGCACUGCUGGUGGGGGAUCCUCUUCAGCUCUGCUUUCACAGCGCUGAGGAGGCGCAAAGCUUUGCCAUGGAGGUGACCAAGCGGGCCUGUCUGAAGAAAGACAUGAUGAAGUUGGCAGACCAGGCUAAAGAUCUACGUGAGAGUCUGAGCAGUGCCACUUUGAGCAGCGACCGUUCGAAACAAAACCCGUCGUCGCGCUCAUCGCGACGGCCCUCGAAGACAGCGGAAAAGCAGAAGGAGGCGCAGGCGCAGGCGCAGGCCUUGCGAACUCGCCUGGCUGUGCCCAAGGGAGUGCCCAUGUACACCCUAUCGCCUUGCGCCUCCGGAGAUUUACAUGUGGAUGAGAUUCCAAGGCUCCCCGUGCCGUCCUUCAAGGCCCCUGCGCUGGCACCACCCCCGGUGGCGCCCCUGACGAUUCCACGCGAGAGCUCUGAGAGCUCGUUGCAAGCUGAGAUGCCGAAGAAUCCUCAAAUUCCAACGCUGAAGAUCAAUCGCGCCAACAGCUGCCCGUCUCCUAGCAAACUUCAGCUCAGCGGCGACAGCAGCACGGCGUCCUUGAGCUCCGACUUCGCAGAGCUCGCGCGCCGUGGCAGCACCGGCAGCCUGGGCGACGGCGACGACGGCGGCCGCUUUGGUGCGGAGCGGACAUCGCUUCGACGCCACAGCGAGACGCCUCAGAUGCUGAUCACGUCGCCGAGGGAUCCAGAGAGCUUUGCGUCCAAGGUCUUCAUGGGACUUGGAUUGGAUUCUGCGAAGGCUUCCCUAGUGGCGCAGAAGCGCGUGGAUGUGCUGAAGACCAAACUCGAAGCCGCCAAAGGCAAUUCCAGUUGCAGCUCUUCUCCUUCGAUGGCGCCAAGUGUUUGA